CAGGUAUGACCUUACUGCCUUAUUAACAUGUGUUGACAUGUUAGACCGUUAAUUAGUCUAAUUCUUUAAGCAAUUUACCUACGUGUGGCUUAUUCAGUUUCCUACCAGUUUUUCUUAUUUCUGUUCCUCCUAGUUCCGCAAUAUAAUCGUAGUUUCAUGCAUCUCCACUGAAUUGUGUCAUCUUUUAUCUUCGGUGUUUUCACAACUAGAAACGCGUGAAAACAUACCCUUCUGCAAAUAGUUAUGCUAUCAGACACUCGCCGUUGGUCAGAGAAGUUUGUUAUCAAACAUCCCUGGCAUGAUGUUGUCAGUUCUGUACAAUUUAAAUAUCCCAACCCAUACAAUCCAAAUGUACUAAACAUAGAUGUUAUCAAUCGUCAAGUCGACCUUACCGGUGGUGCUAUGCUCAGUUGCAAGCUGAUUAACUCUUCAUGGCCCAUGUUUCAUAUGGGUCACCUGAAGGCUUUGGAAUAUAGUUGUAUUCAAGUUCCAAACAAAAGAAUGGUUUCUAAUACAAUAAAUAUCGACUUCCAAGGUGUGCUCAGUGGUAUGGAACAUAUGGAGUAUACUGUUCACCCCGAAAACAAAGAUUGGACUGUUCUGGAGCAUUCAAUUUCAGUCAAAGCGUUCUCACUUAUUGCAAUGUCAGCUGUAAGUAUGAGUAAGCAAAAUGCACAUCAGGGUCGCGAGGCUUUGAACUGGGUUAUUGAUUAUCGUCUUCCAGCAAUCCGUUCAUCCCACAGUAAUCGACCCAGCGAACUCACUGGCACCAAUUUUCCUGGACAACUCAAUACACCAUUAUCGAGUAAUGUGCCUUCCUUCUCAAACCCAACUGUUCAAACUAUGGAUUCACCUUUCCAGACAUCUGGACAUGUUACUUUAACCUCACCUACUCUGUCAUCAUCAUAUCAGAAGUCUUCCAAUUCACUGUUUUUUGCCGACAUUCCUAGACAUAUUCCUCCCAGUUCACAGUUUUCUAAAGAUUUUUCUACUCAGUCCCAAAACGAUUCCCUGGAAUCAACAUUAGAGACACUUUCUCGUGACGUCACAUCUAUUACUGACACCAUAGUUAAACGCUCUCAACGAGUAGCACAUCUCUUUUCCGGAAUUGACGAAUAUGUAGUUAUUCUUUAAAUCAAAUUUCUAGCUGCCUUUCCCAUAUCUCUAACUUUUCCCCCUCCUGUACAUUAUGGCUGUUUUUUGUAGAAUAGAAACGAAUCUGUUUCCACUUCUACUCUUAAAACACAGAACUCUAAAGUGCUUAGUUUAUGCUUUUCUAAUAUGGCCAAGUAUGUCAUGAUUUCUCGUCUCGUAAAUAGAAAAUUGUCUUCAUCUAUGGGAUUCACAUAAUUUCUUAUACAAUUCAGUGUGCCGGUUAAAAAUUAAAAGCCAUCUUUGACCUUCAAUCAGAGUGUUUGAAAUAGUUCUAGUCUAUUAAAAGCUAAUCCACAAAACAACUGAUUGUUAUCUAUCAACUCGUUUCGAAUGAAAUAAAUACUUCUUAUAAAGUA
Messenger RNA from Schistosoma intercalatum, 1511 nucleotides. The record is from the annotation of a GenBank genome assembly. NCBI's taxonomy places the organism in Eukaryota, Metazoa, Platyhelminthes, Trematoda, Strigeidida, Schistosomatidae.